GGGGACCUUGGGGUAUUUCAUCUUGGAAGCUCUGGGCUGGGUUUCAUCUCCUUUUUGAUGUUAAGUAGUUACCUCCAUGAGAACUGACUUCAGGGUACUCAUCGAGGAGGAGAGCAGAGUGGUCCCCACGCUGGAAAUGAGAAAGGAUGACAGUUUCUGAGACUUAACUGUUAGUGCUUGGAGGUCCCCCUCACCCAUUCAAAAUGCCUUUGAAAGCAUUUGAUACCUUCAAAGAAAAAAUUCUGAAACCUGGAAAGGAAGGAGUGAAGAACGCCGUGGGAGAUUCACUGGGGAUUUUACGAAGGAACUCUGGAAGGGCCGAAGAGGCCCGUGUGGCAGUAGUCAAGUUUCCUCCGUGUUUUCUUAUUCCAGGUUCCUAUGCGGGGGCAGUGAUAGCCAUGCCUCUGGCUGGGGUCUUGGUACAGUACAUUGGAUGGGCCUCUGUCUUUUACAUUUAUGGCAUGUUUGGGAUUAUUUGGUACACGUUUUGGCUAUUGCAGGCCUAUGAGUGCCCAGCUGCUCACCCGACAAUAUCCAGUGAGGAGAGGACUUACAUAGAGACAAGUAUAGGAGAAGGAGCCAACGUGAUUAGCCUCAGUAAAUUUAACACACCGUGGAAAAGGUUUUUCACAUCAUUGCCGGUUUAUGCAAUCAUUGUGGCAAAUUUUUGCAGAAGCUGGACUUUUUAUUUGCUGUUAAUAAGUCAGCCUGCUUACUUCGAAGAGGUCUUUGGAUUUGCAAUAAGUAAGGUGGGUCUCCUGUCAGCAGUCCCACACAUGGUUAUGACCAUCAUUGUGCCUAUUGGAGGACAAUUGGCUGAUUAUUUAAGAAGCAGAAAAAUUUUAACAACAACGGCUGUCAGAAAAAUCAUGAAUUGUGGAGGUUUUGGCAUGGAGGCAACCUUACUCCUGGUGGUUGGCUUUUCCCAUACCAAAGGGGUGGCCAUCUCCUUUCUGGUGCUUGCUGUAGGAUUUAGCGGCUUUGCUAUUUCAGGUUUUAACGUCAACCAUCUGGACAUUGCCCCCCGCUAUGCCAGCAUUCUCAUGGGGAUCUCAAAUGGAGUGGGGACCCUUUCUGGAAUGGUCUGUCCCCUCAUUGUCGGUGCAAUGACCAAGCACAAGAUAAUAUGA
Messenger RNA from Leptonychotes weddellii (Weddell seal), 1130 nucleotides. NCBI's taxonomy places the organism in Eukaryota, Metazoa, Chordata, Mammalia, Carnivora, Phocidae. The record is from RefSeq and is a predicted model, not a curated record.